Messenger RNA from Papaver somniferum (opium poppy), 1107 nucleotides. RefSeq lists its product as uncharacterized. The record is from RefSeq and is a predicted model, not a curated record. The transcript is spliced from 2 exons. Lineage: Eukaryota; Viridiplantae; Streptophyta; Magnoliopsida; Ranunculales; Papaveraceae. The coding region runs from base 1 to 1107 and encodes 368 amino acids.
AUGAAUGAUAGAAUUCCGGUUUCUUCUAGAGAACAUAGUGAUCAUAAGUUGAAAAUACCAAGCACGGCAGAAGAGAGGCAGAAAGCUCUGAAACAUCGAAGUAGUGUAAGCCAACUUCAUGAAUUGUAUAACGCAGUUUCUAGAUUUCCACAUGCUAGAAAACUUGUAGAAGAUAGUGGGUUUAGUUCAUUUUUCAAGGUACAUUAUCCGAAACCACAAGACAACUGCCUAACUACGGGUAUAUUUGAAAGGUGGUGGCAUACCACCAAUACAUUUCACUUCUCUAGUUUUGAAAUAGGGUUUACCCCAUUAGAAUUCACUCAAAUUACCGGAAUUCUAAUUGGCCGAGGAAAUCGUAUAUCAUUGGUUGAUAUAAGUAUGGACCAACUGCUUGAGAUUGCUCCCCAAACCAUAGAUUGUUUGGUCCCAUAUCUUAACGCGAAAGCUACAACAAGAAGAAGGAAAGGAGGUGAAAUUAUGGUGAUUGUUGGAAUAGAAGAAGUUAGGGAAGAAAUUUUAGUCGACAAGAGAGUUGAAGUUGUUGAUAGAUACAAGGGGAUCAGGAAGAGUUUGAUUAAAGUGUUUCUCGACCAUAGACUCGGGCAAGAAAACAAUGUUCUUGAAAAGGAGCAAAUUGCAAGAUCGUUUCUGAUUUGGUGUUUUGGGAAUGUCCUUUUCCCAAACAAGAACAAUGUGGUUGAGAUUAAAUGGCUUAAUAUAAUUAGGGAUUUAAAUGUGCUGAGGCAUUAUGAUUGGAGAUCGUCUUUGUAUGGUAGUAUACUAUGGGGCUUGAAUACUGGAGUAACGUGCAACAAGCCUGACUUGCAGUUCUUUUCGUAUCCAUUGAUGCCUUGGUUUUGGGCAUAUUUCCGAUGUCUAUUUCCUUACACAAAGGCGGAGAAUGAAAAUAUGGAUCCGUGGCCAGCGGGUAGGUUAUAUGAUGGAGACCAAAGAGACUUGAGAAAAGGCGCACAGAGUGAUACAGGUACCCAUUCAGUGACUCUUGUGCGUUAUCAUAUUGAUAACUUCCCACUCGAUUCUGUAGUUUGGUCGCCAUGGGAGGAUAGUGAAUGGAAGACUAACCUUGAGGUGGUAGAUGCUAGAUAA